AUGUUUCUCAAACGAAUUGUGGUGGUUGGCGCAUCGAUUGCACUGACCGCAUUUCCUGUGCGUUGGGCUACUGCUCAACCGGCGGCACAGGCAGUGUCUCUGUCGGCCGAACAGGCGCGCGCACUGGGUGUGCGCUUUAGCUCGGUCGCAGCUUCUGGGGGCUUGGAAGUCGGCACCCACGCACGUGUCGUGUUCAAGCCGGAUGCGCAAUAUGUGGUGGCGGCUCCGUACGCGGGCGUGGUGCCUCGCGCGCUGGUGUCACUGGGGCAGACCGUCCGCCCGAGUCAACCGCUGGCGAGUUUCCUGAGCCCGCAGCUCUUUGAAGCGAGCCGCGCGCUCACGGAGGCCAACUCGCAGGCGCGUUUGGCGCAGCAAUCGCUCGCCCGCGAUAAGGCGCUCUUUGAUGACGGCAUCAUCGCCGGAAGCCGCUGGCAGGCAACGCAGGCGCGGGCCGCUGAGGCCAACGCCAUGGCCAUGGCGCGCCGGGCCGAACUGGCUUCCGCAGGUAUCGCAUUCGCUGGCGCGGGCGGCGAAGCGCAACUGAUCGCGAAUCAUGGCGGCGUGGUGUCGGAGGUCAACGCUGUUCCGGGGGCGCGAGUUGAAGCGGCCGCGCCGCUUUUCCGGAUCGUUGACCCGGCUGCGCUGGAGCUGGACCUGCUGGUUGGCCGCGAUGUGCCUGUGCCAACCAUAGGCGACCGCAUCGAGAUCGUGGCGCGUGGUGCAAGCGGUACGGUCAUUGGCGUUGCGCCUUCGGGUGACGGUACGGCAGGG
Hydatigera taeniaeformis is the source of this 771-nucleotide messenger RNA. The record is from the annotation of a GenBank genome assembly. NCBI's taxonomy places the organism in Eukaryota, Metazoa, Platyhelminthes, Cestoda, Cyclophyllidea, Taeniidae.